This is a messenger RNA of Colletotrichum gloeosporioides, 1212 nucleotides long. RefSeq names its product Saccharopine dehydrogenase. The record is from RefSeq and is a predicted model, not a curated record. The coding region runs from base 1 to 1212 and encodes 403 amino acids. NCBI's taxonomy places the organism in Eukaryota, Fungi, Ascomycota, Sordariomycetes, Glomerellales, Glomerellaceae. Gene Ontology annotation, molecular function: saccharopine dehydrogenase (NAD+, L-lysine-forming) activity. The transcript has 6 exons. Gene Ontology annotation, cellular component: cytoplasm.
AUGUCUGCCCCUAUCAUUCAUCUUCGCGCCGAGACCAAGUGGUUGGAGCACCGCAGUGCCCUCACCCCGAGCACGACCCGAGCCCUCAUCAAGGCUGGAUACGAGAUUCAUGUCGAGAAGAACCCCAAGCAGAAGGAAUACCAAAGGUUCUUCCGCGAUGAGGAGUUCGAGGAGGCAGGCGCGAAGCUUGUCGAGACCGGCUCAUGGAAGGAUGUCCCCACCGCCUCCUCCCCUGACGGCGGAAGAUACUUCGUUUUGGGAUUGAAGGAGAUUGAGGAGGGAACGAGCCCUCUUGGCCACACCUACAUUCACUUCCAAGUAUGCAGCCCUGGACUUGAAACUUUUGGAAUCACGCUAACUGGUGAUAGCAUUGCUACAAGCAGUGGCUGGGCUGAGGCCCUGUCCCGUUACCCUCGCGGAAACGGCACACUCCUCGACUUGGAAUUCUUGGCUGAUGACUCCGGUCGCCGUGUGGCAGCUUUUGGCUUCCACGCUGGUUUCGCAGGUGCCGCGCUUGCGGUCUCAAACUGGGCCUGGCAGCUCACUCACCCUGGCGAGCCCUACCCCAGCGUUGAGAGCUACCCCAACGAGGAUGCUCUGAUCGCAGACGUGAAGAAGGCGCUGGCUGAGGGUGUUGCCAAGGCAGGCUACACCCCGCGUGUCAUGGUCAUCGGAGCCCUUGGCCGUUGCGGACGUGGCGCAGUUGCCAUGGCCGAGAAGGCUGGCAUCGCAGAUAUCCUGAAGUGGGAUAUCCAAGAGACAACCGCUCCUGAGCGCAAGGGAAAGACCUUCCCGGAGAUUGUUGAGUCUGACAUCUUCGUCAACUGCAUCUACCUCAACCAGCCCGUUGGCCACUUCGUCAACCACGAGUCUCUGAAGGCUCCUGGCCGCAAGCUGAGCGUUGUUUGCGACGUUAGUGCUGAUACCACCAACCCCCACAACCCUAUCCCCAUCUACACCGUCGCCACUACAUUCGACAAGCCCACGGUCCCCGUUGAGGGCUACGACAACCCGCCCCUGAGCGUUAUCAGCAUCGACCACCUGCCUAGUCUGCUGCCCCGUGAGGCUUCCGAGGCCUUCAGCAAUGACCUGCUGCCGACUCUCCUGGAACUCAAGAACUGGCGCACCAACCCGGUCUGGGUCCGCGCUACCAAGCUCUUCGAGGAGAAGGUUGCCACUCUUCCCGCCGAGUCCCUGGGAAAUAAGGCCUAG